AUGGACACCUUAUUAACUGCCGAGAUUGCGGCAAAUGCGCCUAGAUAUCGUCGAAAAAGCUCGACUUUUAUUGACGGCAUCCAUGACGUGGUCGAGGACUCGAAUAUGGCUCCGGCCCAGCUCUACAGCACCAUGUCUGGUCGACUGUUCCACUCGGGCCGGAUAGCCAUCGUCAUGGUUGGGCCGCCCGCCAGAGGAAAGACCCACGUUUGUGUAUCGCUAGCUCGAUAUCUUGGGUGGCUAGGUGUCAAGACACGCAUCUUCCACCUGGGAGACUACCGACGAGCCACCAUUGGCCCGGAAAGCGCCGUGCCAAAAGACUACUUUUUUCCAAAUGCUUCGGCUGAAUCAGUCAUUCUUCGUCAGAAAAUCUUGAAAAAGUGCCGCGAGGACAUUUACGGCUGGCUCAACCACGAGAACGGCCAAGUCGCCAUCUACGACGCAGUGAACCCAACGGCAAGCGGUCGCCGCUCCUUGGCUAAGGAGCUGGCCAAACAUGACGUUCAAACUCUCUUCAUUGAAUCGUUUGUUGAUGACGAACGCAUCCUGCGGGAAAACGCCAGAAAUGUCAAAAUUUCAUCGCCAGACUUUGCCGGAAUGGAUCCCGACGAGGCCGCCAAGCUCUACUUGAAGCGAAUUGAAGUUCGCAUUCCCGUAUUUGAAACCAUGGCCGAAGAAGAGCUCAACUACAUCAAAAUGAUCAAUGCCGGCGAAAAAUUCUUUUACAACAAUGUCAACUUUAGCUACCUCUCGCACCGCAUCGUCUUCUAUCUCACCAACCUGCACAUCAAGGCGCGCAAGACUUUUUUCGUCCGGGCUGGCACCACGGAGGACGAAGACUCGUUCCGCGCCGACGCACCGCUCUCCGACGCCGGCCGCGCGUACGCCAAGAAGAUGACGGAGACGAUCCUCAAGCACCGCGAGCAGGAACACGCCGAGUCGAGCGAGGCGGCCGCGUCGCUGCCGCCGCUGACGGUGUGGACGUCGACACGGCUGCGCACCAUCCAGACCGCUGACACCCUGCGGGACUUGCAGUACAAAGUGCGGCAGCGAUCGCAGAUGAGCCAGCUCAACCCAGGCAUCUGCGAGAAGCUGUCGGAGCGCGUCAUCCGCCAGCUCUACCCCGACGAAGUCGAAAAGCAUGAAGUUGACCCCUAUCACCACCGGUAUCCCCGCGCAGAGUCCUAUCACGACCUCGCCGUCCGUCUCGAGCCCAUCAUCCUCGAGCUGGAGCGUGAGCAAAAUGACCUGCUCAUCAUUGCCCACGAAUCCGUCCUGCGCGUGCUCUACGCCUACCUGAUGCACUGCUCGACCGUCGAGAUCCCCGCGCUGCGCUUCCCGCGCGACGAAAUCAUCGAAAUCAUUCCCGCCGCGUACCAAAACGAGGCCCGCCGCAUCCACAUCCCCGGCCUUGACCCGGAAAUGAUACCCGGCUCCCCCGACGGCAUGAAGUUGCUCGCUGCCGGUAGCAGCAUGCCUCCCAGCGGGCCCGCGAGUGGCCAGAUGACACCCCUGGACGGCGUGGUCGCCGCGGCCACAUCGGCGGGCCCGGUCGAGUCGGCGGCGGCGUUGGCAUCGCCUGUAGAGAGGCCCCCGGAGAAGGUCAUCAACAAGUCCAAGGACACGGUUGCAGAUAAGCUGGAUGACGAGGACUAG
Messenger RNA from Cordyceps militaris CM01, 1656 nucleotides. RefSeq names its product 6-phosphofructo-2-kinase, putative. Gene Ontology annotation, molecular function: fructose-2,6-bisphosphate 2-phosphatase activity; ATP binding; 6-phosphofructo-2-kinase activity. The record is from RefSeq and is a predicted model, not a curated record. Bases 1 to 1656 code for a protein of 551 amino acids. Lineage: Eukaryota; Fungi; Ascomycota; Sordariomycetes; Hypocreales; Cordycipitaceae. The transcript has 6 exons. Gene Ontology annotation, cellular component: cytosol. Gene Ontology annotation, biological process: fructose metabolic process; fructose 2,6-bisphosphate metabolic process.